Molecule: messenger RNA, 399 nt
Organism: Trichoplax adhaerens
Lineage: Eukaryota; Metazoa; Placozoa; Uniplacotomia; Trichoplacea; Trichoplacidae
Exons: 2
Coding region: 1-399 (132 amino acids)
Biological process (GO): regulation of synaptic transmission, glutamatergic; G protein-coupled glutamate receptor signaling pathway
Cellular component (GO): membrane
Molecular function (GO): adenylate cyclase inhibiting G protein-coupled glutamate receptor activity
Source: RefSeq, a predicted model, not a curated record
AUGAGCAAAACUGAUGUUGUACGACCAUAUCAGACAAAAGUUCAAUUUUUGAAUGGCUUUCAUGAUGACAUUCAAUUAUGUGUACCAGAUUUAAGAUGUUGUCGUGCUGUCGAUGACAAAGUUUGGGCAAUUAUUGGGCCUUCAACAUCGAGUGAUGUCGAAGCUGUUCAGUACAUGGCAACAUCGCUAAGGGUACCACAAGUAGCACCGAUUGCAACUUAUCCAGGUUUUGAUGACCGACCAAGCAUGGGCUAUUUAGUUCGCAUGUCACCUAGCGAUAAGUGGCAAAGUCGAGUAUUAGCAGAUAUAUUUCAACGAUUUCAUUGGUCUUAUGCCGCUAUCAUCGUUUCCAACACGGAUUAUGGUAUAUACGUAACAACAUUUAUUCGUUAUACAUAG